CAGCUUGUACAUGAGCCUGGCCUAGGGGUGACGGGCAGGGAAAGUGUCUGGAGCUGAAUCACUUUCUGAGAGCAACAGAGGGAAGCUGUGUGGUGAACUUGACCUUUUCAGAUGAUGGCAGCCAAGCAGACAGAACCUGUCACCAUCAUUAGCCUCAGGAAGCUGAGCCCGGGGACCCCAGAGCCACAGCUUAAAGAGACAAAGACAUUCACGGUGGAAGACGCUGUGGAGACAAUCGGAUUUGGACGCUUCCACAUCGCCCUCUUUCUCAUCAUGGGCAGCACCGGGGUGGCUGAGGCGAUGGAGAUCAUGCUGAUCGCUGUGGUGUCUCCUGUCAUCCGCUGUGAGUGGCAGCUGGAGAACUGGCAGGUGGCUCUGGUGACCACGAUGGUGUUUUUCGGCUACAUGGUGUUCAGCAUCCUCUUCGGGGUCCUGGCAGACAGAUACGGUCGCUGGAAGAUUCUGUUCAUCUCGUUCCUGUGGGGAGCCUACUUCUCCCUGCUGACCUCCUUCUCUCCCUCCUACAUCUGGUUUGUCUUCCUGAGGACCAUGGUGGGCUGUGGCGUGUCCGGACACUCACAAGGGUUAAUCAUAAAGACUGAAUUUCUGCCUACAAAAUACCGUGGCUAUAUGCUGCCUUUAUCACAGGUCUUCUGGCUGGCGGGCUCUCUGCUCAUCAUCGGGAUGGCGUCCGUGGUCAUUCCCACCAUAGGGUGGCGCUGGCUCAUCCGCAUCGCCUCCAUUCCAGGCAUUGUGCUCAUCAUGGCCUUCAAGUUCAUCCCCGAGUCUGCCCGCUUCAACGUGUCCACUGGGAACACACAGGCCGCUCUGGCCACGCUGGAACGCAUCGCCAAGAUGAACCGCUCAGUCAUGCCCGAGGGGCAGCUGGUGGAGCCUGUCUUGGAAAAGAGAGGAAGAUUUGCAGAUCUCUUGGAUGCUAAGUAUUUACGGACCACUUUGCAGAUCUGGAUCAUAUGGUUGGGCAUCUCCUUUGCCUACUACGGCGUCAUCCUGGCCAGUGCUGAGCUGCUAGAGCGGGACCUGGUUUGUGGCUCUGGGUCCAAGUCCAAGCCUGAGACUCCAGCUGCAGUGGCCAUGGGGGUGUCUGAGGAGAGCCAGAGCCCCUGCCACUGCCACAUGUUCGCGCCCUCGGACUACAGGACCAUGAUCAUCAGCACACUUGGCGAGAUUGCAUUGAACCCCUUGAAUAUCCUGGGCAUCAAUUUCCUGGGCCGGCGGCUGAGCCUCUCUAUCACCAUGGGAUGCACGGCUCUGUUCUUCCUCCUCCUCAACAUCUGCACGUCUAGCGCCGGUCUGAUUGGCUUCCUGUUCAUGCUUCGGGCCCUGGUGGCCGCCAACUUCAACACCAUCUACAUCUACACAGCAGAGGUCUACCCCACCACCAUGCGGGCUCUGGGCAUGGGGACCAGCGGCUCCCUGUGCCGCAUUGGGGCCAUGGUGGCACCGUUUAUAUCCCAGGUCCUUAUGAGUGCAUCACUCCUGGGUGCCCUGUGUCUUUUCUCUUCUGUUUGUGUCAUCUGUGCCAUUUCUGCCUUUACUCUCCCCAUUGAGACCAAAGGACGGGCCCUACAGCAAGUUAAAUGAAGACCUGCAACCCUGUAUAUACCAGAGAACUGUGGCACAUUUUUUAUAAGUCUGCUUAUUUCUGUAUGCUUCUUUCUGGCAAACAAGAAAUUGAUUCCCCA
This is a messenger RNA of Erinaceus europaeus (western European hedgehog), 1706 nucleotides long. RefSeq names its product SVOP like (gene SVOPL). The record is from RefSeq and is a predicted model, not a curated record. Lineage: Eukaryota; Metazoa; Chordata; Mammalia; Eulipotyphla; Erinaceidae. Gene Ontology annotation, biological process: transmembrane transport. The coding region runs from base 112 to 1605 and encodes 497 amino acids. The transcript is spliced from 16 exons. Gene Ontology annotation, cellular component: membrane. Gene Ontology annotation, molecular function: transmembrane transporter activity.